AUGACGGAGUUUACUUAUAACAACAGUUAUCAAGCAAGCAUUAAGAUGGCACUGUUUGAAGCCCUGUAUGGAAGAAAGUGUAGAUCACCUUUUCACUGGAGUGAAGUAGGUGAGAAGCUGAUUUUGGGUCCAGAAGUAGUCCAGGAAGCUGAAAGUAAGGUUCGCCUUGCUCGAGAGCGGUUGAUUGCAGCUCAAAGUAGACAGAAGAGCUAUGCGGAUAAGCGUCAGCCACAAUUGGAAUUCCAAGUAGGAGAUCACGUCUUUUUGAAGGUCUCACCACCGAAAGGAAUUAAGAGAUUCGACAUUCGAGGAAAGUUCAGUCCUUGGUUUAUUGGACCUUAUGAGAUUUUGGAGCGUGUAGGCUCGGUAGCUUAUUGGCUUGCUUUACCGCUGAAUCUUUCGGGAGUACACAAUGUAUUUCAUGUUUUCGCGCUCCGGAAGUAUGUUUUCGAUCCAGCUCAUGUUUUGGGUUCUACGUUGUUGAAGCUAUGGGAAGACUUGAGCUUUGAGGAGCAACUCGUGAGGAUUUUGGCUCCAGAGGUGAAGGCUUCAGAAUCGUGA
Messenger RNA from Ananas comosus (pineapple), 561 nucleotides. RefSeq lists its product as uncharacterized. The transcript has a single exon. Lineage: Eukaryota; Viridiplantae; Streptophyta; Magnoliopsida; Poales; Bromeliaceae. The record is from RefSeq and is a predicted model, not a curated record. Bases 1 to 561 code for a protein of 186 amino acids.